Messenger RNA from Scatophagus argus, 2972 nucleotides. It is a transcript of the gene mta1, whose product is annotated as metastasis associated 1. Gene Ontology annotation, biological process: negative regulation of transcription by RNA polymerase II; double-strand break repair; response to ionizing radiation. The coding region runs from base 217 to 2229 and encodes 670 amino acids. The record is from RefSeq and is a predicted model, not a curated record. Gene Ontology annotation, molecular function: chromatin binding; transcription corepressor activity; sequence-specific DNA binding. The transcript has 20 exons. Gene Ontology annotation, cellular component: NuRD complex; nucleoplasm. Lineage: Eukaryota; Metazoa; Chordata; Actinopteri; Scatophagidae.
GGGAGAACACCUGCACUGCUCUGUGCUGUAUAGUGUGCUGCCUGCAUGCUUGCCUGCCUGCCUGCCUUGUUCACUGCAGCAACAUCUGUCAGAGGAGCAAGUGGAUUCAAAAAGAACAUCUGCACAUCAGCAAGCAGCCAAUUUAUUGAGGAACAACAUUACAAGAGCUUAAAAGGCAGCUCACUUGUGCCAGUUGCUGAAUGAUAUCGCAGGGAUAUGCUGAGAUACGCUGUGAUACUGUACAUAUUUGCUGCUGCAAAUAAAAGUCAAUUAGCAAGAGCGGCGGCAGUGCUAACACAGCUCCGGCAGCGCGAGAGAGAAGAGAGCCACCCCUCUACCUGGAGAGGAAGCCAGGGACCAGGGGCAGUCAUGGCAGCGAACAUGUACCGGGUUGGAGAUUAUGUUUAUUUUGAGAACUCGUCCAGCAACCCACUGCUGAUCAGGAGGAUAGAGGAGUUGAACAAGACAGCCAAUGGGAAUGUGGAGGCCAAAGUGGUGUGUUUUUACCGACGCAGGGACAUCUCCAGCACACUCAUCGCCCUGGCAGACAAGCAUGCAAGAGAGCUGGAGGAGGAGAUGGAGAAUCCAGAGAUGGCGGACCUGCCCGAGAAACUGAAGCACCAGCUCAGACACAGGGAGCUCUUCCUGUCCCGCCAGCUGGAGUCCUUACCUGCCACACACAUUAGGGGCAAGUGCUGUGUGACACUGCUGAAUGAGACGGAAGCCCUGAAGUCGUACCUGGACAGAGAGGAUGCUUUCUUCUACUCGCUGGUGUAUGACCCUCAGCAAAAGACCCUGCUGGCUGAUAAGGGGGAGAUCCGUGUCGGGAACAAGUACCAGGCCGACAUCACCGACCUCCUCAAAGAAGGCGAGGAUGAUGGCAGAGACUUGGAGAAACUAGAGGAGAAGGUGUGGGACCCCACCAGCUCACUGACAGAGAAACAGAUUGACCAGUUCUUAGUAGUAGCUCGGUCAGUAGGUACAUUCGCCAGAGCCUUGGACUGCAGCAGUUCUGUUCGGCAGCCCAGCCUUCACAUGAGUGCUGCUGCAGCCUCCAGAGACAUCACCUUGUUUCACGCUAUGGACACCCUCCAUGCUACUGGCUAUGACAUGACUCGAGCCAUCGCAGCGCUGGUGCCUCAGGGUGGGCCCGUCCUCUGCAGGGAUGAAAUGGAGGAGUGGAGCGCCUCCGAGGCCAACCUCUUUGAGGAGGCACUGGAGAAGUACGGCAAAGACUUCACCGAUAUCCAACAGGAUUUUUUGCCCUGGAAGUCCCUGACGAGUAUUAUCGAGUAUUACUACAUGUGGAAGACCACAGACAGAUAUGUACAGCAGAAACGAUUAAAAGCAGCCGAGGCGGAAAGCAAAUUGAAGCAGGUCUACAUCCCUAACUAUAACAAGCCAAACCCCAACCAGCUGAGUAACAAUGUAAAACCAGCUCUGGUGAACGGAGCGGCAGGUUCAGCGGUCCCAGGACCUCCAGGCUCAGGGCAGACCCCCGGCAUCGGCAGAGCCUGUGAAAGCUGCUACACCAGCAGCUCCUACCAGUGGUACUCGUGGGGACCUCCCAACAUGCAGUGUCGCCUCUGCGCUUCAUGCUGGACCUACUGGAAGAAGUACGGAGGGCUGAAGAUGCCCACAAGACUGGAUGGCGAGAGGCCCGGACCCAACCGCAACAACAUGAGCCCCCACGGGCUGCCCCUGCGGCACAGCGGCAGCCCCAAGUUUGCGGUGAAGACGCGACAGGCUUUCUACCUGCAGACUACCGGCCUGACUCGGAUGGCCCGCCGCCUCUGCCAGGACAUCAUCAGACCGCGAUACCUGGCCAGGCACCCCUACCUCCCUGUCAACACAGCAGCCAUAAAGGCAGAAUGUGCCCUGCGGUUGCCAGAUGGCCAAAAAAAGCCUUUGCCACUGAAACCUGUGGAACGUAAACCUCUGGAGUCUGUGGUUCGGUAUUUAGAAGCACACCCCCGUCCAGCCAAACCCGACCCACCGAUUCGUGGAGGGUCCAUCUCUACAGGCAGCCUCACGCCCAUAAAGUCCUCUCCCAUCCUCAACAACGGCUCACCCACCAUCCUGGGCAAACGCACCUAUGAACAGCACAAUGGACUGGAUGGCAUGAAAUCCAAAGCCCUGACUCCACAGUGGGACAUCAUGGCCAAACGGGUGAGCGAAGCGGGACGGCCUUCGGUGUCCCUGCAGGACGAAGUACAUGAACUGGACUGAAGGCCGUGUGAGAGCCACCUCUGCCACAAACCCCCGGUCAGCAGAUUUGGGGGGUGGGGUGGGAGGCAUGAAAUGGAAAAUCAUUUUCCAAUAAACCAUAGCCGAGGGCAGCUGAGGGGAAGUUGAGUCUGAUCUGAAAGGAGACGACAGCAUUGGCCACCUUUCUUCAGUCAGUACGGGUCUGUCACGCUGCUGAAGACCGAUCGAUAAUCGAUCAGUUUGGCAGCGGUCAACCAGAAGAUGAGCCUGACUGUACAGGACUGUGUUUAUUACUUACAUUUCUUGUUAUAACUGUUAAUGUAAUUAUUGUUAUUGUUAUUAUAAUUUUUUUUUAUUUUUACCAAUUAUAACUCAGCUUAUUGUUUGUCGAUCAAACGAUGGAACUGGCGAAGUUUCAUGAAAAAUGCUUGCAGAACCCUGUGGAAAAGGGUUGAAGGACUGUAACAUAAGCCACUCGCAUCCUCUGUGUUUUGUUUUGUUUUGUUUUGUUUUUUCUUUUUUGUUUUUAACAAGUCAAAUUCAACGAGGAGACGCACUUUUAUUUUCGGCGACACGAGUUAACUCCUCGUCUUUUGUUUCGAUGGAUUUGAAUGCUUUACGGGAAAUCUUCUGUUUUGUGAGCCGGCCCUGCUCUUCGGCCAGAGAGGUUUAACUUAUUGAGAAAGACUUGCUGUUUUUUCUACCUUUUUCACAAGUAUUGCAUCUAUGCUUAGAUAAUGUAAUUAAAAAAAACAGUUAAUUAA